Messenger RNA from Vombatus ursinus (common wombat), 2316 nucleotides. RefSeq names its product receptor-type tyrosine-protein phosphatase epsilon-like. Gene Ontology annotation, molecular function: protein tyrosine phosphatase activity. The coding region runs from base 163 to 1080 and encodes 305 amino acids. Lineage: Eukaryota; Metazoa; Chordata; Mammalia; Diprotodontia; Vombatidae. The transcript is spliced from 8 exons. The record is from RefSeq and is a predicted model, not a curated record. Gene Ontology annotation, biological process: protein dephosphorylation.
UCUUUCCUUCCAGAUGACCACUCCAGGGUGAUUCUCAGCCAAGUGGAUGGAAUCCCAUGCUCAGACUACAUUAAUGCUUCGUACAUAGACGGUUACAAAGAGAAGAACAAAUUCAUCGCUGCUCAAGGCCCCAAACAGGAGACGGUCAAUGACUUCUGGAGGAUGGUCUGGGAGCAGAAGUCGGCAACCAUUGUCAUGCUGACCAACUUGAAAGAAAGAAAAGAGGAGAAAUGCCAUCAGUACUGGCCGGACCAGGGAUGCUGGAUGUAUGGAAACAUCCGGGUCUCUGUGGAAGACUGCAUCGUCCUGGUGGACUACACCAUUCGGAAGUUUUGUAUACAGUCGCAACUCCAUGAUGGCUGCAAAGCCCCACGGCUGGUGACCCAGCUCCACUUCACCAGCUGGCCCGACUUCGGGGUGCCCUUCACCCCCAUUGGGAUGCUGAAGUUUCUGAAAAAAGUGAAAACCCUGAAUCCUUCCCACACAGGGCCCAUCACUGUUCACUGCAGUGCUGGUGUGGGCCGGAUGGGCACCUUCAUCGUCAUCGAUGCCAUCAUAGAUAUGAUGCAUGCUGAGCAAAAGGUCGACGUCUUUGAGUUUGUUUCCAGGAUCCGUAACCAGCGGCCUCAAAUGGUUCAAACUGAUAUGCAGUAUACAUUCAUCUAUCAAGCCUUACUAGAAUACUACCUCUACGGAGACACAGAGCUGGACGUAGCCUCCCUGGAGAAGCAUCUCCAAUCCCUUCACAGCCCCACGGCGCCCUUGGACAAAAUUGGCCUCGAGGAAGAGUUCAGAAAGUUGACAAACGUUCGAAUAAUGAAGGAAAACAUGAGGAUGGGCAACUUGCCGGCAAACAUGAAGAAAGCCCGCGUCAUCCAGAUCAUCCCAUGUAAGGCAGCCCCUGAUGUGGCCCCCUACCACAGGGUUUCAUUAGGCGUGCCCCAACGGGUCGGUCCAGAGCCCGCCAGUCAGAGGUUAGCAGGCUCCUGGAGGCAGAUCUCUGCUGGAAGCUGGACACUCCAGGACCAGCUAUGUGCACAUCUAGGAGGCAUGGCCCACGUGGAGGGCCGCAGGCCUUAGUUAUGGUAGCAUCAGAAAUGUGGCGUUGGGAGGAACCCCAAAGCUCAUCCAAGAUCCCAAAGAGCUCACUCUAAUCAGCAGCUGAAAAUGAGUUAAAUGUCCCUUGCCAAUCUAGUCCUGUGCACCCUGGUAUUAUGGUGCUUAAAAAGAGUCUGAGAUGAGCCCAACCUGCAGGAAAUCACUCUGUAACUGAGGAGACAAGACAGAGUGUGAGGACCUGGGCGCAGAUUCUGACUCUAAUGCUUAAUAACUGUAGGAUCCUGGACAGACCAUUUCCAUUUUCUGGGCCUUUGUUACCUCCUCAGGGAAAUGGAAGGGGUGAACCAAGGAACAUCUGAGUUCCCUUCUAGUUCAAGGUCUCCUGACUACGGCCAGUAACCAAAACAGCCAUCACAAAGGCUUCAUUAGAUAGAGACACACAGCACGUGCACCACAUGUCUCGUGCAGUAUCGACGGUGCAAGAAGGCAUCGUGCGAUUAGGUCCUGGCUGUCUCACGGAGACAGUAAACGUAAGAAAAAUCAGAAAAGGGGGGUGUCACUGUGAGCAGGAGUCAAUAAGAAAGGCUCUGUUGAGGACAGGGGAUCUGGAUGUGCCCUUGAAGGAUGGCUAGGACGUGGCAGGCAGGGAGGGGAAGGGGCAUUCUUGGUAAGAAGUAGAGGGAUUGUUAAGGCGCACGGACAAAAUAGAGUAUAACAGCAAGAAGACAAGCCCAUCCUAGGAGAAGGGAGGGGAGUUCUGUGUAGGGCCAGAUUAUGGAAAUGGGAUAGGCAGUAGGGAGCCACUGGAGGUUGCUGAGCACAGAAGUAGCAUGCUGAAAGCAGAACUGUAAGAAGAUUCGUCCCAUGGUGGGAUGCAGGGGAGAGGCUGCAGGGAGAAAGAAUCUAUGGGAAGGGAGGUGGCGACAAGGCUCCCGUGAGGCAGGGGCCAAUCUGAAAGCAUCAGCAGGGGGAAGCUUGAAGCUGAUUUAAUGUGAGAAGAUCCAAAAUUGGGGGUGGGGUGUGAAUCAAAGAUGACUCCAGCCUAGCAAAUGGGGGGCCCUUGAUAGGAAUGGGAGCUGGAAAAGAAGGAUCAGUCUGGGGAAGAAGAAAUUAGCUACCAGUGGGCCUCUCUGACCUUCAGUUUCUUUGUCUGUAAAAUGAGGGAGAUGGAUGGUAAAGUCCUUUCCACCUCUCAACCCACAAGCCUAUAAGCUGAGCUAUCAAUGAGGGUGGUACCAGCACCUCCCUCCCAGAGUU